Molecule: messenger RNA, 3303 nt
Organism: Coffea eugenioides
Lineage: Eukaryota; Viridiplantae; Streptophyta; Magnoliopsida; Gentianales; Rubiaceae
Product: ubiquitin carboxyl-terminal hydrolase 8
Exons: 13
Coding region: 189-2897 (902 amino acids)
Biological process (GO): protein deubiquitination
Molecular function (GO): cysteine-type deubiquitinase activity
Source: RefSeq, a predicted model, not a curated record
UCUCUUUUUGUCUAUCCGUCUGAAGUGAAGGGGAAAAAAACAAGAACGAUGGCCAUUUUGCCUGCAAAUCCCAUCCGCCAUUUCUGACCCCGUGUUUUGCUCUCUCUUUCAUCAAUCCAUCCAUUGAUUGAUUACAUACCAGAUAGACGCAUUGGAUUUUUUUCCUUUUUCUUUAACCAGAAAGCAGAAUGGAGAGUAGUAGUAGUAUCAUUAAUAGCUCCGAUGAAUCCUUGGAUUGUUCUUCCCAUUCUCAACAACAGCAGCAAAAUCAAGAGCCCCAUGAACAGCUAGAAGAACAAUCCAUUUCUGGACAUGGUGGCCAGCGAGUUUAUUUAGUCCCCCUCAGGUGGUGGAAGGAAACGCGUGACUCUUCAUUGUCAGAUGAAAAGAAGGGAAUCUUGUACACUGCAUCGCCUAUGCCAUCAUAUGGAGGGCCGAUGAAGCUAUUCAACAAUUUUUUCAGUUCUGAUCUUUCAUUUAACCUGAGAAAAGAGGAUCAUUCAUUGUCACAUAAUCGUGGGAAUGGUGAAGUUGGGGUAUCAGGUCGUGACUAUGCUUUGGUCUCAGGUGAAAUGUGGCUUCAGGCACUCAAAUGGCACAGUGACUCUAAAAUUGCAUCAAAGGACGGCAAAAGUUCUGCUGAAGAAGAUAUGUCAGAUGUGUAUCCUUUACAGCUCAGGCUAGUUGUUCUGCGUGAGGCUGACUCAUUUGGCGUGAAGAUAAGUAAAAAGGAAAAUACUUUGGAGUGCUUUAGGAGGGCCUGCAAGAUUUUCUCUGUUGAGACUGAGCUAUUAAGGAUUUGGGACUUUUCUGGCGAGAUGCUUAUUUUUUUCUUGAGCGAGAAGCUUAAGAUGCUAAAGGACAGUCAGCGACAGUCAGAGCAAGAUAUGCUACUGGAGUUGCAGGUUUAUGGGUUAUCUGAUCCUGUUAGAAAUAGAGGAGUGAAACGAGAUGAUAUGACAAUGCAACAUUCUAAUGGUGGUUCACUUAUGAUGAAUGGUUGUACAGGAAAUUUGUCGUCUAAUCACUUGCAGAGCAACUCUAAUAUGUCUGUUGGCAGCUCAUGUGAAGUUGGUACUUUAGGCUUAACAGGGUUGCAAAACCUAGGCAAUACAUGUUUCAUGAAUAGUGCCAUCCAGUGCCUAGCUCACACCCCAAAGAUGGUUGAUUACUUCCUUGGAGAUUUCAGGAGUGAAAUAAAUCAUGAUAACCCAUUGGGCAUGAAUGGUGAGAUUGCCUCUGCAUUUGGAGAUUUAUUGAAGAAAUUGUGGGCCCCUGGGGCAGCUCCAGUGGCACCGAGAAUAUUCAAAUCAAAACUUGCCCAUUUUGCUCCUCAAUUCAGUGGUUUUAAUCAGCAUGACUCCCAAGAACUCCUUUCAUUUCUUCUGGAUGGACUUCAUGAAGAUUUGAAUCGAGUGAAGUGCAAACCAUAUGCUGAGGUUAAAGAUGGAGAUGACAGGCCUGAUGAAGAAGUUGCUGAUGAAUACUGGAGGAAUCAUUUGGCUCGCAAUGACUCUAUCAUUGUUGAUGUCUGCCAAGGUCAGUACAGGUCCACUUUAGUGUGUCCUAUUUGCAGAAAGGUCUCUGUUACAUUUGACCCAUUCAUGUACUUGUCACUGCCUCUGCCAUCAACAUCAAUGCGGACAAUGACAAUAACAGUUAUGAGAACAGAUGAUAGUCCAAAGCCAACCGCAUAUACUAUCACUGUUCCCAAAACUGGAAAACUUGAGGAUCUUAUUCAGGCAUUGAGCAAUGCAUGUUCUUUAGGCGCUCAUGAAAGCCUAUUGGUGGCUGAGAUAUUCAACAAUCGCAUCAUACGUUUUCUAGAGGAGUCAGCUAAUUCACUAUCGUUAAUCAGAGAUGAGGAUCGACUGAUUGCUUAUCAAAUGACAAAAGAAAUUGAUGAAGCACCAUUAGUUGUUUUUACUCACCAGCAGAUGGAAGAGCAAUAUUUCUAUGGGAAGCUAACCACGGUUUGGAAGGCAUUUGGAAUUCCUUUGGUAGCAAGAAGUAAAGUUACUAAUGGAUCUGACGUUAGGAAUCUUUAUAUGAAAUCACUGCUUCCUUUCUCAAUACCAAAAGAAAAUUCUGUUAACUGUUGCAAUGAGACAACAAAAACUGAAAGUGAAGAAAUUAAGGAAAUUGAGGAUGCACUUAGUCCUGAUUCAAAUACAUGUACUCAGAAUGGUGAUCUACUAGAUGGUGAAGCACAGUUUGACUGUGAUUUUGAGUUUUACUUGGCAGAUGAGCAGGGAAAUGUUAGAGGUCCCCAAAUAGCAAUGGAUGAGCCGGUGAACGCUAAGGCUAUGACUGGACAGUUAAGUGUAAUUGUACGUUGGGCAGAUAAGAUGGUUGAAGAGCACAGCCAACAACUGAUUUGCUCAUUACCUGAAGUUUUCAAGUCAGGGUACUUAAUGAAGAGACCGCAGGAAUCUGUUUCUUUGUACAAGUGCCUUGAAGCAUUCCUCAAGGAGGAGCCUCUGGGACCUGAAGAUAUGUGGUAUUGCCCUGUCUGCAAGAAGCAUUGCCAAGCCAGCAAGAAGUUAGAUCUUUGGCGACUUCCUGAGGUUCUAGUCAUACAUUUAAAAAGAUUCUUAUACAGCCGGUUUCUUAAAAACAAAUUGGAGACAUAUGUUGACUUCCCUGUCCACGAUCUUGAUUUGUCUGCUUAUAUCGCUUACAAGAGUGGGGAAUCUUGUAACCGCUACGUGCUGUAUGCUAUUAGUAAUCACUAUGGAAGCAUGGGAGGCGGUCAUUACACUGCAUUUGUCCAUCAUGGUGGCGAUCGGUGGUUUGACUUUGAUGACAGCCAUGUAUCUCCCAUCAACGAGGACAAGAUUAAAUCUUCAGCUGCUUAUGUUCUUUUCUACAGAAGAGUGGAAGAUGAAAAUAAUUAGAUGACAGUUUACUAACUAUUGAAGCCUGACGAAUCAUUUUAUUGGUUUGUCCCUGUUUUUAAGGGUAGAAUUCUUUCAUCCUUGGCAUUGUUUAGUUGUAGUUAGUAGCCUUGAGGAAUAGACUAGAAAGAAUGGCUUUGAUUUAGUGAAAUGCCAAGGACAAUUUACAUAGUGACAACUGACCUGAGAGAUAUAAGCUAGGGAGCUUAUUUUUACAGCUAUAGCCUUCUGAGAUAGACGAAGAUCUGUUUCUUUUGUUUUUAGAGCAGAAACAGGAAGAAGUAUGUGAAAAAUUGCUUUCUGCAUCUUCUACAGUGUAACUUUUGUAGAACUUUUUAGACAACUGAUGAGCUGAUGUUUAGUAGAGGAAAUUAUACAAAUUAAAAUUUGCAGUUUUCUGGUCUGA